Molecule: messenger RNA, 651 nt
Organism: Haemonchus placei
Lineage: Eukaryota; Metazoa; Nematoda; Chromadorea; Rhabditida; Trichostrongylidae
Source: the annotation of a GenBank genome assembly
AUGAAGGUUGUUAGCGUAAGGCCCAAUCAGAAAAAAAACUUUCAUAUACAAAACUUCGUUGGAAAACAUUUGCUCGUCUGUUUCAGUGUCGUAGCCGGUCUCGCUGUAGUCAAUAUCUUCUUUUAUCUUUUCAAUUCGAUUUUCGUCUUGAUAGAUACUUUCGAUUCGCCAUGGUCAAGGAGAUUCAAAAUACAACAGGAUAAAACGCCAUCAUUCUCGAAAUAUGUUGAAGCCGUAAGGUUAGUGCUGUUCAACCAGAUUGUCACAGGGGUGAUCUUAUGUGUAUGUUUGUUAUUGUUCACUUUCCAAUUGUUUAGGCUUUUCCAUCAUCCGAAAAUCUACAAGCAUGUACACAAAAUUCACCACGAAUGGACAGCACCUGUUUCGAUCACAAGCAUCUACUGCCAUCCCAUUGAACACGCGUUUUCGAAUCUGAUGCCGGUACUUCUCGGCCCUACUCUAUGCGGUUCACACAUAACUACGCUAUGGAUCUGGGCAUGUAUAGCCGUUAUAUCGACGACGUUUUCUCACUCCGGCUACCAUUUUCCAAUGUCUCCGUCCCCAGAAGCACACGACUACCAUCACAGAGUGUGCGUCAAAAAUAUUCAACACCUUCACUUGGCAUGGGAGCUCCUAAAUGUUAGAAGUUAA